This is a messenger RNA of Raphanus sativus (radish), 902 nucleotides long. Its product is annotated as putative F-box/kelch-repeat protein At3g22730. The record is from RefSeq and is a predicted model, not a curated record. The transcript has a single exon. NCBI's taxonomy places the organism in Eukaryota, Viridiplantae, Streptophyta, Magnoliopsida, Brassicales, Brassicaceae. Gene Ontology annotation, molecular function: protein binding. The coding region runs from base 21 to 785 and encodes 254 amino acids.
AAUCACAAGAGAAACCAACGAUGAUGAUGUCUGACAUUCCGCAGGAUCUGAUAGAGGAAAUACUCUCUAGGGUUCCAGCCGCAUCUCUGAGACGACUACGAUCAACUUGCAAACUAUGGAACGAUUUAUUCAAAGACGGAAGAUUCAGGGAGAAUCACAUUCGUAAAGCUCCAAAGCAGUCUCGGAUUCUCAUGUUAAACGACUAUAAGAUAAGUUCAUUGAACGUCAAUCUCAACGUUGCUCCUCCUGCUGCUGUAGAGUUUAAGGGACCACUUGUCCUUAAGGAUUCCCAUUCUUGUUCCCAACAAGUCGAUAUAGAAGAUAUUUUUCACUGCGAUGGUUUGUUGUUAUGCACCAUUAGGAACGACAGGCACAGACUCAUGGUUUGGAAUCCAUAUUUAGGGGAAACUAGGUGGAUCCAAAUAUUCCAAACCACAACUAAUAGCAGUAGCGACUUGAGGUAUAGCUUUGCUCUGGGAUACCAAAACAACAAUUUUUGCCGUAGCUCCAGAAUCUUGAAGUGUUGGCAUUCUAUUGACCCUAUGAUGGUGUUUGAAGUCUAUGAGCUUAGUUCUGGUUCAUGGAGGGUUUUUGAUGAUAUUGCUCUCGACUGCUGUAUAUUACCGAAGUGUGGUGUGUCGUUCAAGGGAAAUGCUUAUUGGCUUGCUUUUGGACAAACAGUUGGGCUUUUGCUUGGUUUUGAUUUUACCAGAGAUACAUUCAUACGUUUAUGCUUACCGCAAGCUAUGGAGUUUUGUUAUCUAAAUCUAUCCGUUGUUAAUUAGAGAAGAACAACUCUCAUUGUUACAUUAUCAUGCACCACAUAUGGAGGUGUGGGUGGCUCAUGAAAUUGAUACGCAAGCUGCCUUGUGGAGAAAAUCAUUUACCGUGGAAUUACACAA